UGGGAAGCAAAACACCAGUUUUGAAGCUCGCGAGCGACGAGCAAGUCCGUCCGCGUGUCUCCAGCUGGACUGAAUUUGUGAAAAGGAAUCAACUUUUGGACAAUAUCCGUGCGAUGUGAAAAAAGCGAAAUGUCGUCGCAGCAGAGCCUGAUCGUCCCGCUGGCCGUCGAAUUUUUCUGCCUGGCCGCGUGCCGCGCUUUUUACACGUUCGCCUGCACUGCCCAGCUCGAAUUGCGCCAGUGGACGCCGACCGUCUGCGGACUCGUCUUCGGCAUCAACGAACUCGGCCUCGUCGCCGUCCUGCCGCUGAGUGUUUUUACCGUCCAGAAAUUCGGCUCUCGGUUGAUGGUGCACUAUGGCAUUUUCGUUUUUGGGCUCACUUUGAUGCUACUCGGCUUUUCCGAUUACUACGCUGACGACCUUACGUUCUUGUGCCUGACCUUUUUGUUGCGGCUGGGUGCAGGGGUGGGUUCCUCCCUGGCGUACGUGGCCUCCUUCACCCUCAUUCUCUCGGCGCUCCCUCGGAAAUCGACUUAUAGCGGCCUGCUGGUUCCGUACGGCGUCGGCAUGAUCGGCGGAUCGUUGCUCGGAGCCGUCGCCAAAGACACAAAUGGAUUUGAACUGGGCUACAUUCUGCUUGGUUUCGCCAUGAUUUGUGUUUCGUACGCCGUUCCUUGCUCUUUGCCUCUGGACCACAACAUCCAGCUUUUGAUAUCCACCGAAGACAUCCUGACUCCUAUUUUCGCCGUUUACAGAAAGAGCCUGAAGGCCUUUUCGGUGCAAGUCAGCAGCUCGAUUGUGCUUUCGUCAGCAAUGUGCCUGAGUUUCGUAGUCGCCACCCUGGGACCGUUUUUGCAGUCCGAGCUCAAAUUCACCCCACUCGACGUAGGGUUGGCGUUUUUCUUGCUGUACGGCUCUGCUCUGGCGGCCGCUCUGGCCGUUGGCCUAUUGUGCAGCAAGGGCGCUCCGCCGAGCCUGUUCACAGCCACGGGCCUCCUUUCCAUGCUGGCAGGGCUUUUUUUCAUCGGACCGGCGGAUUUCAUCAAUCUUCCUUUGAACUGGCCCGUUGGGAUGAUGGGCGUGAUGGCGUUCGGACUUGGACUGGCGACUACGCUGGUCUCUAUUUACGUCUCUCUCAUGCAAAAUCUACAAACAGAGAGAGAGCAAGAAAACACCAUUUUCGGAAUUGUGAUUUGCGUUUGCACAAUUUCCAACACGAUUGGUUCAAUGUUUGGAUUUGGCUUCUCAGGAAUAUUCGUCGAUCUUGUGGGUUUCGACAAUUCAACCAUCCUCCUCAUGUUUCCUGUGUUAUUUUCGCUGUCGUUUAUUGUCUUCUACCUGUGCUGCAACUCGUCUCAAAGUAAUCUUAUCAAUUUGAUUGAUGGAAACAGGCAGGUUGAGUCUUACGGAAGCGUUGAAGUUUCAAACGGACCGUUUCUGCUUGAGAAGGCGUCGAUUUCAUUUUAGAACUUCUAAUCAGGUUUUAUUUUUAGAAGAAAGCAUAAAAAUAGCCCAUGACUAACAAAACAAGAUUUUAUUUUUCUCUACCUUGAUGUGAGAGGUUAUUUUUAUCAGGCAAUACCUCAAUAUGAAGAACUUUCAUUUAUUCAUUUCGUGCAAUGCGGAACUAUUGAAUGAAGCAAUAAAAUAUACGAAGCCGGUUUUGAAUUCAAAGUUAAGAGACCACAAAAGCAGGGUCGAAGCCAAUGAUUCUUGCGCUCUUCACAACCAUGUGUGUUUAGUUUGUAAGCCGCGGCAAUAAAAUUUAAUUUUGUGAAAUUAAAAUAUUUUUUGUAAAGUAACUUAUGUUGAUAGGAUAAGAAAAGAAAUAUACAAAUUUACAUCUUACAUUAUUAAAAAUAAACAAAAGUAAUUGUUUGAAUUUU
Neocloeon triangulifer is the source of this 1886-nucleotide messenger RNA. RefSeq lists its product as uncharacterized. Gene Ontology annotation, molecular function: transmembrane transporter activity. Lineage: Eukaryota; Metazoa; Arthropoda; Insecta; Ephemeroptera; Baetidae. Bases 130 to 1467 code for a protein of 445 amino acids. Gene Ontology annotation, biological process: transmembrane transport. The transcript has 12 exons. The record is from RefSeq and is a predicted model, not a curated record.